UCGACUUUAUUUUGCUUUGGAAAUGAUACCGGUGUAAUAGUGUUACAAUAACGUGUUCCUCGACAUUAUUCAUAAACAAUAAUUGGUAUAUUUCAAGUAAUCAAAAAAGUUAAACUGUAAAGAAUCAAACUUUGAAUUGGGAUAACAAAAUGUAUUUACUGAGACGCAUUAAAACGUUGAUCACUGAAUCUUCCCAGAGAAGAGAUUACAAAACUGCUGUGAUAAGUAGUAAUAAUAACGAACUUUCUACCACUUUUGAUCCUCAAAAACCGCCGCCUGAAAUUAGUGAGCGUGAGAAGGAGAUUCUUACAGAAUGCUGGAAAAUAGUUCAACAGGAUGUUGCAAAAGUCGGAAUAAUAACGUUUGUAGGUCUAUUUGAGACCCAUCCGGAAGUUCACGAGGCUUUCAUGUCAUUCCGAGCAGAAAACACGUCCGAACUCGAAUACAACGCAAUUCUUCGUGCGCAUGCGCUAAGAGUAAUGGGAACAGUGGACAAGUGUAUUUAUAGACUCGACAACAGGGAAAAGUUACGCGAUCUGAUGACUGAAUUGGGAAUUCGCCACAAGAAUUAUUCCGUGAAAAUAGAAUUUAUCGACUUGAUGGGUCCCCAAUUCAUCAGCUCAAUCAAGCCUCAUCUGGUAGCAAUGUGGACAGACGAACACGAAAAGGCCUGGGAGAAUUUGUUCAAGCUCAUGAGUUACUACAUUAGGAAGGGAAUGUGUAGUAUUUGAUUAAAAUGCUACGGUAGAAAGUAAUGGGCAGUGUUUUGACACUUUUGACCUUGGGUCGAUACACUUGUGUAUAGGUAUCUAGAUGCUGACGAAUUAUUUCAGAACUGUUAAUCUAACAGGUCUAUAACAAGGCUGUAUAAAUUGCAUUAUAAUUGCAAGCAUUUGAAAAACAAUAAAUAGUGAUAAAAGAAAGUAAUGCAUAAACAGCUCCGUCCACAACCCGUUUUGUUUAACUGCGAGGAACUUAAUACUACAAGAUGAGACAAAUGUUCAUUGUAAUGUUGUAUACAUGUAUAUAUAUAUAUAUAUUAACACAGACUAUACUAAUUAUGAAAUUGAAAAUGAUCCUUUUCACGGCCACUUUUAAAAUUUUAAAUAUUAUUUUAUAAUGAUAUAUACAUUAUUUACAUUAUUUACAUAAAAAAAUGUAUUCUCAGCCGGGAGGAACGAUAUAAAGAUAUAAAGAUAAUACGCAACAUCUGGUGAAUUAUUGAAACAGCAUAGAAACAAACACCACGAUGCCUUCCUCCCCGUAAAUGUGAGGGGUUUAAUGAUAGAAAAUGAAAAUAUAAAAAGGGUGAAUGCUUGACUAAUCAAAUUUUACUCAUUAGCAAGAGUGUGCCUAUGUUUGCCUUGUUAUUCACAAUACAACAGAUUAAAGAGCAAUAUUUUCUUAAUUAAAAUGAUCAAAAUUAAAAUAAUUGAUUUCAAACCAUUCUAGAUGAAACACCUAUAAAUGUUCUUAAAUCCGUGAUAUUUUCUCAUAUUUACACCAAACCAGCAACAUAUAUAACUCAAUUCAUUUCAAUGAAAUACCAUUUUUAAUAAAUACACAAGCAUCUGUCUGUACGUACACAUAAAGUUAACAUUAAGUCUUGAAAAAUAUUUAAUUUCAAAACUUUUUUUUCCUUCAUUGUCUUUAUGGUCAGCAACUCUCUUCUAUUUCUAUAUUGUCAGCGAAUUCGUCAGCACUUUACUACGUGCCUGUCAAAAUGGCGCGCGUUUGUUAUUCCCACGUGGGCUAUCACGUGAUGUUUUAAGCGGGGAAACUGUGCGAUCACUGUGAUCAAUGAGAUCAUUGUGUCACGUGAUGGAAUGAUGCGCUUAGAGUGGAUAGUAAUUCUUUGUUAACGUUUCGAUGUUCAUUCAUUUUUGGGCGCAGGGAUACUACUUUAAUAUUAUCUUUAUUUAAGUUCAAGAAAUUAAAUUAUUAAAAUAGAUAUUACGUUAUAAAUGCUUCUUGCUUUGUCAAAUAUAGCUCGGUUAUUGGAAACAUAGCUUGCAAUUUAUAUAGUCCGCACUAUCUCAAACUUUCUAGCACACCGGAUAGGCAUUUCCGGUGAUUUCAGCCGUGCUGGAAAACUCCAUCUGGCAUCCCCCCAUGCCAGAUGAGUCACGCGCUGUGACGUAAUACUUUAAAUUUCUUUUAUUAAACAUUUAAUGUAACCAUAGUUAUGAGAUUUCAAUAGAUGAGUUCCAUUGACAUUAACUUUACAAUAAUAUUCCUUAAAAACAAAACAAAAUAACCCUUAAAAGACGUGAUAGCGAAGGAACUUAUUGACGUAUGCAGUGAAUACAAAUUAAUGCGCGUCAUGACGUCAGUAAACAUCAUCGCACGCGCGUUUUGGUGAAAUGUACAAAAACGCGCUUUCUUAUGUAUAUUCUUCACAAAAAAUGUAAUUUAAGGUUUGCUUGAAAAAAUAUCUAUCAUGUGUGUCCGUUCCGGAUAAAAAAAUCCGACCCUCGGGCACGCUGCGUAGCUGGUUACUCGGCAAGCCUCGUUAACUGGCAACGCAGGUGCCCCCGGGUCAUAUUUUUCUAUCCGGAACGAGAACAAAUGACAAAUAUUAUUAAUAUGUUUUUGUGGUAAAGAAGCAGACGUCACUUGUUACUAUUAAUAGGCAUUUUAUGUUGUGAGUUUCGAGUUUGUGGCUACACUGAACAGGGUUGAAAACAGCUCUGAUGUUCGUAUGUGCAAAUGUACAUUUGUAAUAUCUUGAUUUUUUGUUUGAAAGUGUUCAAGACCAGAACUCUUUGGUGAUUUUUAUUACUCAUUAUUUGACCAAUUUCAUGAUUUAAAUAAUCGGUGUAUGCGUAUCACAUGACUCGAUAUAUGUUUUCUUCUUGUGAAGGAGGGAAUCAAACUAAAUACAACAUUCAAUAGUUAUAAGAGAAUUAGUUGUUAUAAUUUAUUGUAGAGUUGGAACCAAAUAAAUGUGUGAACUGUUGCUUUAAUCAAUACGGCAUGGUUUCAGAUUAACAGUAGAAAAGCCGCUGAUAGUGACGUCGCAUAUCGUAGGUUAAUUAACGUUGCGCUUAAUCAAAGCGAGUUCAAAAGACUAGGUAAUGAUUGAUAUAGGAAAAUGAAUUAAUGGGCGACAUUUUUUUGUUCGAGAUUGGUUGCCUUUGAUUAAACAAAUUGUGUUUUCCUUUCUAGUUUCUUUAAUAAUUGAACUGGUAACUGAAACCACACACAAACAAGUGUAACCGAAUAACCGAGUUACGUUAAUUGCAAACACUGAACAUUUAUAUUUGUAAAAAAUGGUUGUAUUUUUGUUCCAUGCUGUUUUAAUGAGAACCUUGAAUUAUAUUUACUGAGAAGACUUUUAUUAAUGAAAUGUUUUCUCGCCUCGGUGUAUGACGUAAGGUAUCGUUUUCAUUGUACAUUCUGUUUAAUAUUGUUAUCAUUAUCCUUUAAAUGUCAUGCUGCAUUUAGAAGAAAACAGGUUCAUUGUACUGAGCAAAAUACAUAAACGUAGAGAAACUGUCAUGGAAAAUAUGAUUGUUUUUAAUAAAACCC
Molecule: messenger RNA, 3531 nt
Organism: Mya arenaria
Lineage: Eukaryota; Metazoa; Mollusca; Bivalvia; Myida; Myidae
Product: neuroglobin-like
Exons: 3
Coding region: 150-731 (193 amino acids)
Molecular function (GO): oxygen binding; heme binding
Source: RefSeq, a predicted model, not a curated record